Messenger RNA from Clonostachys solani, 441 nucleotides. The record is from the annotation of a GenBank genome assembly. NCBI's taxonomy places the organism in Eukaryota, Fungi, Ascomycota, Sordariomycetes, Hypocreales, Bionectriaceae.
AUGCCCAAGUCAGAGGAUUUCUCACAGAAUGAUACUGAUGACCCUCUUGGAUCCUCCGGCUCAAACGUCUUUCUUAAUUUUGGCAGUGGCAACUCUAACGCGCUUUUUGGCAACGACCGCUUGUUUUUUAACCCGUAUACUCCGCCGACCAGUAACCCACCAUUUUCAUCUAUCGGGCCUAACGCAGCGACCAUUGAUAGAGAAGUUGGUUACUCUACGAGUGCGGAGGAACUGCUACAAACAAGCGCAACCUCAUCCGUGAAGAUAGAGCCCCAGCCCAACGGGCUACUAGAGCAAGACAACGCAGGUCUAACAGAAGUCAAUGAAGCCAUAUUCGACCCCAAGAACGUUUGGCGUCUCCAUGACCCGGAAAAUACUUUGGAAAUUCCUGAUGCCCUCCGGUCGGAAGGAUACGCCAACUGGAUCUCUCGGAGUUUUUGA